AUGAAGUCCAGUUCAACAAGUCCUUUUCUCAUGAAUGAGCUCCUUGCUCUAGCUGCCACGCACAUAAGCAUCCAGCGUCCAUCCGAGCGGAGUAUUUACCGCCACCAUGCUACUCAAUUGCAAAACCAUGCCCUAGCUUCCUUCAAUAACGCCCAGAAUUCUGAGGAACCAGAGGGGUACAUGUGUCGAUUCAUUUUCUCGUCCAUGCUUGGCGUGCAUAUGCUGUGUGACACUUUGCAUUUUCGCGACCCCGACUUUACCCUGUUCCUCGAUUCUUUCACUCACUACCUCCGCAUACACUGCGGGGUACGUUCGGUAAUGCGCAACAAGUGGCAAGCUCUGAAUGAAACCGCGCUUGGGCCUGUUUUGCGAGACGGCGAAUUAAGAUUGCAAUCUAAAACGAAUGAUGGCUUGGGCCCGGAGUGCAGUAGGCUCCUAGGAUUGGUUGAACGGUCAAAUCUGGGACCUUCGAUUACCGCAACUUAUCACACUGCUAUUGAGAGUUUGCAAAUGGCGUUCAACUCAGUGUCAUCUACCGAUUCCCCCAGAGGUUAUUGUGUGGGUGUUGUUUCUUGGCCUGCAACACUAUCCUCUGAGUAUAUUGAUCUUCUUACGCGUCGAUCUCCAGAUGCUCUGGCUAUUUUGGCACACUACGCGGUUAUUCUGCAUCACCAUCGGAAUCUGUGGUUGUUUGGCGAUGGUGGCCGUUACUUGAUUCAAUCUAUAAGUGAAUUUCUGGGACCUGGCUGGGCGGAGUGGGUGGCAUUCCCUAAUCACGCCUUGAGUGAGCCUACUACACCGAUGUCACACUUGACAUAG
Penicillium verhagenii is the source of this 819-nucleotide messenger RNA. RefSeq lists its product as uncharacterized. NCBI's taxonomy places the organism in Eukaryota, Fungi, Ascomycota, Eurotiomycetes, Eurotiales, Aspergillaceae. Gene Ontology annotation, molecular function: DNA-binding transcription activator activity, RNA polymerase II-specific. Gene Ontology annotation, biological process: regulation of transcription by RNA polymerase II. Bases 1 to 819 code for a protein of 272 amino acids. The transcript has a single exon. The record is from RefSeq and is a predicted model, not a curated record.